This is a messenger RNA of Gekko japonicus, 5902 nucleotides long. RefSeq names its product TOPBP1-interacting checkpoint and replication regulator (gene TICRR). Lineage: Eukaryota; Metazoa; Chordata; Lepidosauria; Squamata; Gekkonidae. Gene Ontology annotation, cellular component: nucleus. The record is from RefSeq and is a predicted model, not a curated record. Gene Ontology annotation, biological process: DNA replication; mitotic DNA replication checkpoint signaling; mitotic G2 DNA damage checkpoint signaling. Gene Ontology annotation, molecular function: chromatin binding. The transcript has 22 exons. The coding region runs from base 173 to 5902 and encodes 1909 amino acids.
UUGCUUUUGAAAUAAGAUCUCAGUGGGACAUUUCCCAGUGAGCAUGCCUGAAAGGCUAAAAGCACUGUGAUGAAAACUGAGUAGAGGACUGUGAUGUUCCUCAGAGUUGCCUGCUUGCUAAGUCUGGGUGAAGUACAAGGUGACUGGAAUACAGAAUAUCUGCCGCAGCAUCAUGACCUGCUCCCACAAUGUUGUCUUUCUCCUGGACACGGCCAGUUCUGUGCAGAAGGCUCAUCUUCAUCUGGGCACCUUGAAGAUCCUGAACUAUUUGGGCAGCAGGUUUGGCCUCGACAAGGUCCAGUGGGGCUUCAAGUUCUUUGACUCCUUAGGUGUCCAGGGCAGAAUUUCACGGGUAGGCAGUUUCCAUGAACUUGGAUCUCGCAGCUGGGAAGAUUUUGAAGAGGAGCUAGAGGCCAGGUUUGAAAACUGUUACCAUGCUUUGAACUUGCCUGGAUCAUCUUCUCGAGCCACUCUUGCUCAGAACAUGCUGAAAGAAGCAUUACUUGAUUAUCAGUGGGACCGACCUGAAAUUGCUUCUCCAGCCAAGGUGGUGUUGAGGAGCCAGAAGAGCAAAUUAACUGUGACUUCAGAGAAGCCCCAAAGGAGCUCUAAUCCUUCUGAGGAUUUUAUGAAUACCGUUUUUCUCUUCUCUCCCUGCCCUCAUUCCCAGAGAGAAUUGCAGCACUUUGUUUCUGGAAGUCAUGCUCAUUUGUCUCAUGAGCUGCCUACUUUGCAGGACCUAUCAGAAAAAUUCAUACCCAAGGGAAUUCAGGAAAUGAUGGCAGCUCAGAAAAUCACUUUGCAUUGGGUGGACACUGCUGAUGACUCCACGCCUCUUGAUUCUCCAGAUCAUGUUGGGUACCACACAUUGGCAGAACUGCUGCGCAUCUUGAAGGGCACCAUUUUGCCAUCAGAAAUCUUCAUUCGCCAUUUAAAUUGUCACAGAACGCAGACCUUCCCUUUGGAGUCCAUAUCGCCUAAGCUGUUCUCAUCAUGGGCUACAAUCUUGCCUUUGGAUUCAACCCUGAACUGUCUAUUCUCUUCACCUUCUGCAUUACAAGCAUCAUUCCCCCACCUGGAAGGAAUGCUAUUUCUAAAGAGUGAUGGAAUACAAAAGCCACAGAGCUGUGCUGUGACCCUGGAGCCCUUGACUGUGAGCCAAAGGUGUUUUGAGAAUCCAGUCAGUAUUUUUCUUAAAUGCACAGUGGCAGGCUGGAAUAUGAUGCAUACUAGUAGCUUCCCUGCAGAGAGCUGGAUAAUACAGAGUUCCCCACUGGGCCAGUCUGUUCAGGAGAUGUCUUUGUUUCAGCAUCUUGUAAGGUGUAUCCUGGCUCAAGGAUUACAUCUGGUUGCUGACGUGUCUCCAUCAGGAUCCUGUUCUCCCUGUACUGGGAUUUUUUCCCCCAUCUCCAGUACUGCUGCUGUUCUUUCUCUUCUGUGUGCUGAAAGAAUGGCUGAAGUUGAAAGAUGCCUCCUUCAGACUGCUGAGGAAGGGAACCUUUCCACGGAGGAUGACUUUAGCUCCCCUGAAAUGGUGAGCAGCAUGCUCAAUCAAGUAAAUGACCUGAAAGAAAAUGGCCCAGUUAGCCCUGCAGAGACUACACUUCCAGAGUGGGUACAGCAGGAGCUGUUUUGGACACAUCGCUGGAGCCCUGUAGUGAUUGAAAGCUGGUACCUAUUGUCAAACCUGUGUGGAGGAAGCUCCCCUUUGAUGGAAUCAUUAAGGUUGCUGCAAGGAGCUCCAGCUACUGUGGAAGAGACACGGAAGCCAGAAAUGGAGCUGACCCAUAGCCUGUCUGAAUUUUACCACCAGAGAGCCUCCAAAGCCUCUGCUACAUCUCGUCGACGGGAUCACAAAAAGAGGCAUGGCGCUCCCCAGACUCCUGUCAGGCAGAAGAUGAAGACCAUGCCUCGUUCCCUUAAGAUGCUGAACGUUGCGAGGCUGAACAUGAGAGCCCAAAAGCUCCAGCCAGACGAAGAGCUGGCAGUAAGCGAGAAAGUAGCCCAAAGGCUGCUGCCUAGAAGAGCAGAUGACGGAGUGGAAGAAAAGGAAAGAACUGUGAGAGCUAAAUUAGACUUCAAAACUGAGGAAGAGAUGGUCUCCUAUGCAACUGCAAGCUACCAGAAGGCUGUGGCUGAUGGAGAAAAUUUGUCCUCAUGUGCCCGUGAUAUUGUGGCAGCUAUGAGCAUUUUUCAGAUAACAAACGAAGUCCAAGAGACAGUGGUAGCCUGUACAGCCGCAAUUCGAAGCAGUCUCCUGAAGACCAGCAAAGCCCUCCGUCAAGAGCUGGGCAACAUUCCUGAUAAGCAAGUCAAAGUCAGAGAGUGCCAGCUUCAAGUUUAUCUGCGCCUAGAGAUGUCCCUGCAGUACCCCUUGAUACAGAAAUGCACAGGUGAAAUGGAACAGCUUGUUGAGGAGAUGACUGAAGUGCUAAGAAUUUUGUGCUUGAAUGAAGACCCAGCAUACCUCACCAAGUUUUUAGAAGAUAUUGUAGAAAUGUAUAUGGAAUCAAUACCAAAAACUCUUGGGAGCUUGUACUACAGUCUGGGGACGCAGGUUCCCCCCAAGUUGGCCUCUAUCCUGCCAGCAGACUUCUUUGGUGAUGAUUCUGUAAGUCAGGAGAGCCAAGUCUCAUCCCAUCCUGCUUCUGCAGCUUCUGACCCAGCUGCUAGGUCAGCUUCUGUAAAUGAUGAGGCCGACAGGCUGCAGGAGCUACGCACCAGAUCAGCCAAGAAAAGAAAGAGUUUGUUAUCCAGGCACCGAAGUGUGACUGAAGCAUCACUGAAUUUGCGCCAAAUAGAGAUCCCUCAAGCACCUAAAGCUCGUACUAGGAAGGAUAGUUCUCGUGCAUCCCUUGACAUGAAACUAUUUCCAGCAGCACAGAAAACACCAGUGCAAGAAGUGACAAAGGUGCGAAGGAACCUCUUCAAUGAAGAAAUACAUUCUCCCAGCAAAAGGAUCCUUCGAAGCCAGUCAGUAUCUGCUUUGGAAGGGCUGAAGCACAAACAUGGCCAAUCUAAUGAGGCCCUUAAAGAUCAUCACAAGCUACUGACCAAGCGGGUGGCCGAGACGCCACUGCACAAGCAGAUCUCCAGGCGGCUGUUGUAUAGGCAGAUCCAAGGCCGGUGUUCAGAUCCUGGGUCUGAAGUUGGAGUUGUAGAAGAGUCUCCUGAAAAAGCACUGACCUGUGGCUUAAGAAGGAGUCCCCGAAUCAAGCAGUUGUUGCUGGAUAGAACGUUCUCUGGUUCCUUUCAAUCCUCCAAGGCUAUCAUAAAGAAUGUAGAGGAGGUGCCUUCUGCACAUCUAGAAGGGCCAGGCAAUCCAGAGGAUUUAACAGGCUGGGCUUUGCCAUCCCCUAAAAACACUAUCCAGUCCCCUAAGAGCCUUCUCUUUGGAGCACUUCACGAGGCACCCAGUUCUGGAGGAAUGCAGUCACAAAGAAAGAGGAGAAAAUCUUUAGCCUCAGAUGAUCCUGUUGCUUACCAGACACCUAGAAAAACUCCUCGUCGGUCUUCCCAGAGGUUCCUAAGUCCCCCCAGCAACAUCCUGAGGAGAUCUCCUCGGAUCCAAGAGAAGUCCCAGCUGACCUUCCUGAAAAGCCCAGUCCCAAAACAGACGGUGGCAAAGAAUUUAGGCUGUCUCUUCUCCCCUCCUAAGCAGAAGAGCAAGCCUUCACCUACAUCCAUUGAGAAGAAAGGAGAAUCUCCAGCACAGUCCACUCUGUCAAAGGAAAACUUUUCUCCUCCUUGCAGAGCUUGGCAGCUCCACACUCCAAGAAAACAAGAAACGGGGGAAGUGUUCGGUGAGGUGUUUGGUUCACCCACAAACAGUUCCCAUUCAGAUUCUUGUUUUGUAGCAACAACUCUGUUGCCACUGAAUCCCAGGGGAAAGUCUCACUCUCAGCCGCACUUCCCUAAGCAAUCCUUGAGAACUGCCUGGAAACCAGCCUUUCUGGCUUCUGCUCAGAGGCAGACUCCUGAGGCAGAAAGACCAAGAGAUCUGAAUUAUUUUGAGCAACUGAAGUCAGACCCGACACCCAGAAAAUUUGGGGGUGGACCUACAGAUCAGUCCUUGAGCCCCAAGAGUGCUGGGGUUGCUGAGGCCUUAUCUCCACAGGUGUCACUAUCCAAUUUUACCUCUUUGCCUUGCACACAGCUAAGGGCGGGCUACAUGCUCUCCCCUUGUACAACUCCAGAGCAGGUCAGAGAGAUUUGCACACCCAAAAAAUCACCUUUGAAACUUCAGAGCAGAUCAGGCAUCACCCCAGCAGAAUCUGUCCAGUCUCCUUCCUGUGUGUCAGAAGGAUCCUUGCAUACACACAAAAGUAAGGGGGAACCUUCUCAGUGGGAUGUACUUAUCAGUCCUACUGAAACUGACUCAUUCUGCAAACCUGGGAUUAAUGAGAGUGUGUCUUUGGUGCCGGGAUAUGAACAGGCUUCAGGAACUGUGGCCCCAAGUAAGGUUUCAGAGAGACACCUGUCUCCUGAACUGUUGGCUAGAGAUAGCAGGUGUAUCCUGGAUGCCAUAGCGGCAUCUGAGUGUGUAGAUCCUUCUGCUUCAACCAACAAGGGGAACCAGAAAUUACUGUCAAAUAGUUCUCCAGGGCAACAAGGCCCAAUGGCUUUACAAGAUAAAGUUUUGCCAGCAGCAAAGUUUUUAGAUUUGCGGCAGCCAUUUUUUCAAACCCCUCCCAGAUGCACCAUGAAAUCCUCAGCCCCAAAGUUUGGCUCGAGCACCUACACAUUGCGCUGUACCCCAGGCAGAAGACAGCGGGAAGCUGCCGCACGGCUUGGCAAUAUUGAAACUAUGUCAAACGUGAUUAUUCCCCGGAAUACUCAUGCAUUGCCUUCCACAACAAGUCCACCUACCUACGAGGUUCAGCUUGAGAUGCAAGCAUCUGGCCUGCCCAAGCUCCGCAUCAAAAGGGUUGGCUCUGGGGUACCCAUCGAACUGCAAUCCCAGGCAGAGACUAGAAAAUCUGAAGUAGAGGAAAGCAAACUUGACACAGGGGAUCUUUGUGUGAGCUGGUGUGGUAGGCAUUCAGGAAAGCUAGAACCUGUCUGCAUCUCGCCAUCCUGUUUGAGGUCCACCCACAGUACUCCAGGGAAGUUGGGAGGAGGGCAGACCUACAUAUGCCAGUCAUACACUCCAUCUCGCUGCAUCUCAAGCUGCACUUCCCCAUCUGAUGGCAGUGCUAAUAUUUCUUGGACGCCUUCUCCAAAGCAGAAAGCAAAAGUUACCCCUGAAGCAAUCAAAGACUGGCCACGGAGAAAGAGGGCCAUUGUCGGGUGCAACAAGAGUGAGAGACAGGCAGAGCCUUCUACAGAUGAGUGGGGACUGAGUACAGAGCUCUUUGGUGGCAGCAAAGCCCUGGGUGUGGGAGAGUUUGAACUGGAGGGAGUUUACAGGCUCCAAGACCAGUCACCAUGCAGUGACACAGAAACGUGCAGAGAUAAAUGUGUCCACAAAGGGCCUUUUGGAUUAAAGUCCAGGAAAAGGGUCUUUGAACACCUGUCUCCAGAGGAGGAAGCAAGCUGGGAAACAAAAAGGGCCUGUCCAGUGCAAGAGCCCCCAGCUGUGGCUGUUCACUCAACAAAACUGUUCAGCAUACGCCAAGAAAGAGCAUCAUCAAUCAGGACAAACCUGGAAAAAGAGACCUUCAACUUCUCAGGCUUAACUCCACCCAGUUCUGUGAAGAGCAACAUCUCUGCUAGCAGUAUUCGGGCACUGACGCAGUCUCCCCUGCUUUAUCAGGGGUGUGCCACAUCCCAGAAGAAGUGCCUUCCAGAAGAUGACUCUGACUUGGGAGCCAGAAGUGAAGACCUGUCUCCAUUCAACAGCGCACCCUCUAAACGGCGUCCCCUCAGCAGGAUCUACUCACGGAAACGGCUGCUGAGCUGA